Messenger RNA from Nylanderia fulva, 1177 nucleotides. Its product is annotated as 4-vinylanisole receptor-like. Lineage: Eukaryota; Metazoa; Arthropoda; Insecta; Hymenoptera; Formicidae. Gene Ontology annotation, biological process: sensory perception of smell; detection of chemical stimulus involved in sensory perception of smell. Gene Ontology annotation, molecular function: olfactory receptor activity; odorant binding. The record is from RefSeq and is a predicted model, not a curated record. Gene Ontology annotation, cellular component: plasma membrane.
AAUUGCAUUAGAGAAGUUCAAAUGAAUGUGCUGAAUUUUACACUUAUAAUCUGCGCGGUCGCUGGAGUCUGGCAGCCGCUUUCAUGGACAUCGUUGUUUAAACAUAUAAUUUAUAAAGCUUAUGCAACGUUUCUAAUUUCCUCAUUGUACGCAUUUCUGAUGUCUCAAUGCGUGGAUAUUAUAUUAAACGUUGGUAACUCUGACGAAUUUGUCGAUGGCUUGUAUAUGAUGUUGACAAUAUUAGUAGCAGGCUACAAACAGGCUUACAUGUGGAUAGAUCGCAAGAAUAUCACAAUGAUGAUAAAUGUUCUUAUCGAGAAACCUUUUGCACCAUAUGAAACACGAGAGAUAGAAAUUCAACAAAAAUUCGAAAAAAUGUCAAAGGAAACCACACGACGGUAUUUAAUCAUGGUUACAAUGUCGAUCUUGUCGAUAAUUUCGACGUCUGUCACCACAGAUUUAAUAAGAAGGAAUCUGACGUAUAAGACUUGGUUGCCAUUCGACUAUUCAUCGCCUGCAAUAUACUUCCUUGUAUACAUCCAUCAAAUGAUAGCCAUGUCAACAUCGGGUAUAGUCAACGUUGCUUGUGAGAGUUUAAUUUGCGGAUUUUUGCUACAUAUCUGCUGUCAGUUUGAAAUUUUGGAGUAUCGAUUGACAAAACUUAUGCAUGGUCAAAACAUUUUAGGCGACUGUGUUCGUCAUCACAAUCUUAUUUUCGAAUAUGCGUAUACGAUAAACAACACAUUUGCGAAAAUAAUCGCCAUCCAGUUCGCGGUAAGCAUGUUGGUAGUAUGCUCAAAUAUGUAUCGAAUAGCUGUGGCGACAGACUACAUGAGCUUCAUUCCAUUGAUAAUGUAUACAAGUGCUAUAUUAAUGCAAAUUUUCAUAUAUUGCUGGUUUGGAAACGAAGUCAAGUUAAAAAGUCUUCAAAUGGUAAAUAACAUUUAUGAUAUGGAGUGGGUGACACUUAGUAAUAGCAACAAAAAGGGUCUCUUGUUAAUUAUGAAGCGUGCGAUGAUUCCCAUUCAAUUUAGCAGUGCUUAUAUAAUAACGAUGAAUCUGGAUUCGUUUGUAGGUUUACUUAAGAUGUCAUAUUCGAUUUUCAAUCUGCUGCAUCAAACGCAAGAAUAAUAACGUGAUUAAUAACAGAAGCUGUUACUGUUCACGUUUAAUUUGU